AUGGACUUGUUGUGUGCUCCUCCCCUACUAAGACGUCCGGAAUGCCGGAAUGGUCAGAGCUCCGUCAAUUGUUGGCGUCAAAUGGAUCAAGUUACAAUUGUAACUGCUAGUGGAACAGGUGCUAGUAGAUAUGGAAUAAUUGUUGUGUUUGGCGUCAAAUGGAUCAAGUUACAAAUAUGGUUAUAUUUGGUGGAAGCCUCGGCAGCUAAGGGACAUUUAUCGUUGAGAAUUGAUCGUGCGGAUCAUAAUUUGGAUGAGCGUGCAGAACUUGAUGCUGAGGAGGUUUCUGAAAUACAAGGGGAAAUGAAUACGAUUGGCGUGAAAUUUCAAUCUGUUGACCACGCAGUUCAAACUCUGGGAACCAAAAUUAGUGGAUUAGAAGGGAAACAGGAUCUCAGAAAUGAAGGAGUAAAGAGGCUCUGUGAAUAUGCUCAGUCUCACACUCAGCCAGAACGCAGAGCGGCAGAAGACCCUCCCUCACUGGCAGUGAGUCACUGCCUCUCUCUCGCUCACCUGAGCUCGCUCCUCCGCAGUCCACACCAGACACCACCGGUCCACCAGACUCCAGCUUCACGCGAUGCCGUCGUAUGUGUCCAUCGCCGUCGCCAUCGCCGGCCAUCGUCACCAACACGGCAACAGACUACACAGUCAUUGCUCUCUGAAAUCGGAAGGCCAUCACUGAGUCACUGCCUCUCUCCCACUCAUCCGAGCUCACUGCUCCGCACCGCCAUCGCCAUCGUCGUCGCCGUCCAUCGUCACCAGCACACAAGCUGA
Messenger RNA from Malania oleifera, 774 nucleotides. RefSeq lists its product as uncharacterized. The record is from RefSeq and is a predicted model, not a curated record. The transcript has 3 exons. The coding region runs from base 1 to 774 and encodes 257 amino acids. Lineage: Eukaryota; Viridiplantae; Streptophyta; Magnoliopsida; Santalales; Ximeniaceae.